Molecule: messenger RNA, 1595 nt
Organism: Cygnus olor (mute swan)
Lineage: Eukaryota; Metazoa; Chordata; Aves; Anseriformes; Anatidae
Gene: NQO2
Product: N-ribosyldihydronicotinamide:quinone reductase 2
Exons: 6
Coding region: 813-1388 (191 amino acids)
Cellular component (GO): cytosol
Molecular function (GO): NAD(P)H dehydrogenase (quinone) activity
Source: RefSeq, a predicted model, not a curated record
CGCUAGGGUCACUUCCCAUUUCUGGACACUGCUGUCCCCAGUGCCAGCAGCACUGUGCGCGUUGUCUUUUCCCGGAGAAGCCGGGGAGACGGCUGAGGGCUUUGUGUCUCCCCUAACGCAGCACCACGGAGCACAGCCGGUGGAAAACACCAGCGGGGCAAGGUUUGCACAGAGGUUUUUCUGCACACCCGCUGCGAGAGGACGCGGGUGGUAGCCCUGCCACUUACGGCUCAGUGCCAGGGGCCCGAUCAGCUGCUGUCCGCCCCGGCUUCUCCAGUCUGAACCGAGCCCCAGCGCCGCUGCGGGUGGAGGCCCAGGGGGAUGCAGGGGGGGCCGCGGCGCUGCCCCGGAUGGGUGGCAGGGCUGUGCACGGGGGACAGGGGGGCGAGUGGGCCUGACACUGUUUUUUAGAGGAAAAGAGGAAAAAACGAGAGCGCUCUCUGCCUUUCCUCUGGGGAAGCUUUGGAGAGUGACGCAGUACGUCCAUGUUAACCGAGCGGGGAGCUGCGCUUUGCUAAGUGCGGCAACAACUGCUCCACCGGGCCCUCGGUGGCCUCUGCCAAAAGCUGAACAUGAGGUGACGUGCUCGCUCAGCAGCAUUUGCCAAAAGAGCACGCGUACGGCCUGCCCGCCCUCCCGCAGGCCUACAGCCCGUUCGGCACCACACAGCACGGCGCUCCCAGCCGGGUGGUACCGCGCCGGUGGCUGUCCGUGCACCUCCUCGUGGUGCUUCUCACACGAACAAACCUGUCAUUUGAGUUUACAGGCCGUGCUGGAUUCUCAGGACAGAAGCUACUGAGUGCUGCUGGAAAAUGGCAGGGAGAAAAGUCCUGAUAGUCUACGCACAUCAAGAGCCCAAGUCUUUGAAUGGAUCUUUGAAGACGGUUGCUGUAGAAGAAUUAAGCAAACAGGGCUGCACUGUCACCGUGUCUGAUUUAUACGCGAUGCAGUUUGAGCCAAGAGCAACGAGAAAUGACAUUGUUGAUUGCUUGCACAACUCAGAUGAGUUCAAUUACGGAGUGGAGACCUGGGAAGCUUACAAGAGAGGAGGUUUGUCCAAUGAUUUGAUUGAAGAGCAAAAGAAGGUGCAGGAAGCAGACCUGCUGAUUUUUCAGUUUCCUUUGUACUGGUUCAGCAUGCCAGCAAUCAUGAAGGGCUGGAUGGACAGAGUCUUGGUCCAAGGAUUUGCUCACGAAUUCCCAAACUGUUAUGAUUCCGGUUUGCUGAAGAGUAAGUUAGCCCUGUUUUCUUUCACCACUGGAGGAAGCAAAGAGAUGUAUGCAAAAGGAGGUAUCAAUGGUGAUAUCCAGUAUCUCCUGUGGCCCAUGCAGAAUACGUCUCUGAGGAGAAAAGGAAGGAGAUGCUGCUUGCUUGGGCCCAGCGUCUGAAGACUCUUUGGAAGGAAGAACCCAUAAACUGCUCUCCUGAGUGGUAUUUCAAGUAAUGUUCAGACACAAGACUACAGAAAAGAAUGUUUCCAUUCUUUUUGGUGCUUUAUCUCAACAUCUGAAUGCUGACCUCGUAAUUCAUAUGCAUUUUAGGUAUCUUGAGUACUACGGCUAGCAGCUUAGCUGACAAUAAAGAAUUUAUCUUUA